Molecule: messenger RNA, 3333 nt
Organism: Loxodonta africana (African savanna elephant)
Lineage: Eukaryota; Metazoa; Chordata; Mammalia; Proboscidea; Elephantidae
Gene: TMEM87A
Product: transmembrane protein 87A
Exons: 13
Coding region: 180-1484 (434 amino acids)
Biological process (GO): retrograde transport, endosome to Golgi
Cellular component (GO): Golgi cisterna membrane; Golgi apparatus
Source: RefSeq, a predicted model, not a curated record
CACGCGCUCACGCGGAGCAGUGACGACUCUCCGGGGGAGGAGCCACCGGAUUGCAAAACAAACAAACCCCGCGAGGUUUCGAGAGCCCGGAUGGUCCCGCCCCCAGAGCAGAGCCGGAAGAGGGAGGACGGACCGGAAGAAGGUGAAAUGCUUUCGAUAGACACUCCACGGUUGUGAAGAUGGCGGCGGCUGCGUGGCUUCAGGGGUUGCCUGUCAUUCUUCUUCUUCUGGGGCCUCAGCUGUCUCCAUUGUCAUUUUUCGGUGUAGGACCGACACCCGUAGCUGCUGCCGACCGAUCCAAGUGGCACAUUCCAAUACCGUCGGGGAAGAAUUAUUUUAGUUUUGGAAAAAUCCUCUUCAGAAAUACCACUAUCUUCCUGAAAUUUGAUGGAGAACCUUGUGAUCUGUCUUUGAAUGUAACCUGGUAUCUGAAAAGUGCUGACUGUUACAAUGAAAUUUUCAACUUUAAGACAGAAGAAAUAGAGACAUAUUUGGAAAAUCUUAAGGAAAAAAGAGGCUUAUCGGGGAAAUAUCAAACGUCAUCAAAAGUGUUCCAGAACUGCAGUGAACUCUUUAAAACACAGAGCUUUUCUGGGGAUUUUGUACAUCGACUGCCUCUUUUAGGAGAAAAACAGGAGGCUAAGGAGAAUGGAACAAAUCUUACCUCUAUUGGAGAUAAAACUAGCCUUUUGAGAAUUUGGUACAAGCUGUGGUCUCCAGGAAAAUGCAUCAAGAUAAUGCAUGAACCACUGAAAACAUGGCAGGACGCACCAUACAUUUUUAUUGUACAUAUUGGUAUUUCAUCUUCAAAGGAAUCUGUGAAGGAAAAUUCACUAAGGAAUCUUUUUACCAUGACUAUUGAAGUGAAGGGCCCCUAUGAAUACCUCACGCUUGAAGAAUAUCCAUUGAUGAUUUUCUUUAUGGUGAUGUGCAUUGUAUAUGUCCUGUUUGGUGGUCUCUGGCUGGCAUGGUCUGCCUGCUAUUGGCGAGAUCUCCUGAGAAUUCAGUUUUGGAUUGGAGCUGUAAUCUUGCUGGGAAUGCUUGAGAAAGCUGUCUUCUAUGCAGAAUUUCAGAACAUCCGAUAUAAAGGAGAGUCUGUCCAAGGUGCCCUGAUCCUUGCAGAGUUGCUUUCAGCAGUGAAACGCUCACUGGCUCGAACCCUGGUCAUCAUAGUCAGCCUGGGGUAUGGCAUAGUCAAGCCUCGCCUUGGAGUUACUCUUCACAAGGUUGUGGUAGCAGGAGCCCUCUAUCUUUUGUUUUCUGGCAUGGAAGGGGUCCUCAGAGUCACUGGGGCCCAGACUGAUCUUGCUUCCUUGGCCUUUAUCCCCUUGGCUUUCCUAGACACUGCCCUGUGCUGGUGGAUAUCCUUCUCGUUGGCUUGUUUGAUGGAUGUUCAUUUUCUCCCCUUGGAGAUGGGUUUCCCUUGGUCUUUAUACAAAGGGUUUUUACCACUUUUGUGGAUUACUCUUCACCCUGGGGGAUAGGGUAUUUUAGGUCUAACAACCUGAGGGCUCAGGUAAGCGGUUGUCCCCCGCUCCCCAUUUUUAAAAUCACAUCGGAAGUUGGUGACUGGACUGAGCACAAGAUAAAAGCUACUGACUUUUCUUUUUAAAAUGAGCAUUUCACCUUGACUUUGGACUUCUGUACUGGCUGCUCUGGUCCUGCUCUUUCUUUCAGCCACUAAAACCGAAAGCAAACCCAUUGUCAUCAAGUCAAUUCUGACUCAUAGCGACCCUAUAGGACAGAGUAGAACUGCCCCAUACGGUUUCCAAGGCUGUAGAUUUUACAGAAGGAGACUGCCCCCCCUUGCUCCUGCAGAGUGGCUGGUGGGUUCGAACUGCCGACCUUUUCAGUUAGCAGUUGAGUGCUUAACCACUGCACCACCAGGGCCACUAAAAACCACUAAGAAAAACCACUAGCAGUUAUUAAAUCUUUUGAAAAUUGUGAAAAGAUUUUGAUUCUUAAGAUACGUUUUCAGGAAAUGCAGUAGAUUGUUUGACUCUUCUAAAAAAGUCUAGGUGGGUUUAGCAAGUUUUAACCCUUUUAUAGGGUGAAUGUUUUAUUCCUUCAUUCAAAAGCUGACUUGGGGUUAUGUGAAGAUUUCUACCUUUAGACAUUAAUAUUGUUUAAUUUGCAGGCAAAGUCACCCAGCAGAUAACAAAAUAUUUAUUCUUUUUCUCCUGCUUUUUAAAAGUAAAUAUUUGUUUAUUAGGCAUUUGGCCUGUUGGGUGGAAGAUUCAAGUUUUUGGACUUUGUAUUUUUGGGGAUUAUUUUGACUUUGUUUUGAUUUUGUGUACUUGUCUGGCUCUAUGUACCCAGCAAUUGUGCAGUAUUACUGUCUUGAUCAGACUCACUAUUGCAGAAAGCUGAAUAUGAACAAAAUUGUAUAAUUUUGUGAUUGUAGUGGGUUGCCAUAUAUAAAACAUGUUUGAAAUUGAAGUGUCCUGAGUCCAAAUGGCCAAAGCUUUUCUAGGUCAGUGUCUUUCCAAGUGUGCUUUAUGAAUGUCUAACUUUUGGUAGGAGUGGAGAGAAGGAGGUGGGACUGAACCAUCCAAUAAGAACCCACUGACUAGGCAACAGCCAAGGCUCUGUCAGAGGGCACAACAAGCUCCAACUCCAUUAUUUUCAUAUAUGCUGAUCAUUCUGCAAGUUGGACAUGAGAACAGAGGUCCUCUUAGCUGUCAUCAGUUCCCCUUCUCUCUUCCUCUCUCAACUCGUACUUGAGAAUAAUGUUCAGAAAAUGCAGAGUUAUUGCCUUUGGCGCUUAACUGCCUGGGAUUCUCAGCUGAUUGUAGGGUCCUCUUAGUUCAGAGUAGUCAGGCAGCUAACGACAGGUUCCUUAAGGUGGCACAAGGGCACUGAGUAUAGAAUUACAGGAGGUUGUAGAUAUGAGUCUAAUUAUGGCCCUGGACUUGGUUAGAUGGAACAGGUGAGAACAGAGUGAGGGCCCACCUUAAAGAAAGAGAGAUGAUGAUGUUAACUCCUUGAUCCUUGCCUGUUACUCAUUUUCAUUUCAUCUUGUACUUGUCUAUUCUUUUUGUUUGUUUCUUUAGAAAGCUUUUCUUGUCUUUAUUUCUCUCUUUUUUUAUAUUUUUCCUUUUUUGCCCCACUUCUUAUUCUGGUUCUGCCUUCUCAUCAGUGUCUCAUUGAAUAUGAUGACUUUCUUACUAAUCUUGGAGAGACUUGGGGGUGUUUGUGAGGUUAAGUGAGAACAAGAGAGCUGUAAGGCCUCUGGGACCCUUAGCUCUGCCAUUUAUGACCUUAGAGCCUCAAAGAAAUUUGAGAGUUAAUCAUCUAGUUUAUUGUUUUUUUCCAUGUUGAUUUCCUUGACCU